AUGAUCCUUGUUAUCAAUCAAACGAGUAAAGGGUGGAAGUCUCACACUCAUAUGGAACUGGCGCGUUUCGGUACAUGUCUUGUUGUGGGUAGUAAGAAGCCGAUAAAAGAGGAUUCGGCUCCCCCCAAACGUAGGCGGGAUAGUGAGGUGGCGCGGGUGGAUUCACUCCCAUACAAGAACUUCCCUGCUGCUCGAUUUGCAAGCGUGGCAACGCAAGAGGACCCAGUCCUGAAUAAUCAUUCGCCCGCUUUGUGGUUGGAAAACGUGAAAACGGAGGCGGGUGAAGUGUCUGAGACUGGGGGAUCACCUCAAAGUGGUAGGGGGCAAGUAGGGGAGGAGGUGGAUGAAAUUCGUGAGGUUCCCAAGCACGAUUCUCAGUACUCUGGUAGAGAGGCCUGGGUGGCUGGGAAUAGAAAUUAG
Molecule: messenger RNA, 420 nt
Organism: Penicillium verhagenii
Lineage: Eukaryota; Fungi; Ascomycota; Eurotiomycetes; Eurotiales; Aspergillaceae
Exons: 1
Coding region: 1-420 (139 amino acids)
Source: RefSeq, a predicted model, not a curated record